Molecule: messenger RNA, 3101 nt
Organism: Ziziphus jujuba (common jujube)
Lineage: Eukaryota; Viridiplantae; Streptophyta; Magnoliopsida; Rosales; Rhamnaceae
Product: disease resistance RPP13-like protein 4
Exons: 1
Coding region: 241-2892 (883 amino acids)
Source: RefSeq, a predicted model, not a curated record
GAAAAAGAAAGUGUUGUCGUCUAGAUGAGGGAAAGAACCAAUAUUCAUUCCAUUUUUCAGUCUUUUGCCCGAAACCCUCUCUACAGCAUAUAUACUAUGGUUUGUAUCCCAAGUCAUCUCCACGAAAAAGAAAUUCUUGAACCCCUUUUUAGAUUAUUAUGCAUUGGAGAUUGAGAUUCAAUUUCUCAGUGGUGUUUCUGACUUCUCGUUGAUUAUCCUUUUCUUUCUUCUCCGACCAAUAUGUCUUUUUCUACAGUCUCUUCCUUAACAAAUACCAAUGCAAACUCGGUCCUUGAGGGCCUUGACAAAGUAAUCGGUAUUGUUCGCACUGUGCUCGAUCGUCUAGAAUGUUCCAAGCCCAAAACCACCACCAACGCCAACCAACAGAGCGCUGACGUUGUCGACACCAACCAGCCGCAGCCCCAUACCGGCAGCGUUGCUAGCAGUAGCAAUGCCAACCAACAAGCCAAAAGCGUUGGCGUUGUCGACAACAACCAGAGACAGAGCCAGAGCCAGACCCAGCCCAUGCCCAUUCCCAAUAGCGGCAGUGUUGCUAGCAGUAGCAAUGCCAACCAACAAGCCAAAAGCGCUGGCGUUGUCGACAACAACCAGAGCCAGAGCCAGAGCCAGCCCAUGCCCAUUCCCAAUAGCGGCAGCGUUGCUAGCAGUAGCAAUGCCAACCAACAAGCCAAAAGCUUUGGCGUUGUCGACAACAACCAGAGCCAGACCCAGCCCAUGCCCAUUCCCAAUAGCGGCAGCGUUGCUAGCAGUAGCAAUGACAACCAAGAAGCCAAAAGCGUUGGCGUUGUCGACAACAACCAGAGCCAGACCCAGCCCAUGCCCAUUCCGAAUAGCGGCAACAUUGAUAGCACUAGCAAUGCCAACCAGCAAGACGACGGCGUUGGCAUUGGCAACCGUCCCCGAACACAAAUCGAGGCCCAGCCCUUCCACGAUAGCAACACCAUCGCUAGUAGCAGCGAUGCCAACCAACAAAACAAGAGCAAUGGCAAAGGCAAUGAUUAUCAGAGGUUGUGUGAUCAAUUCUUCCAGCUGGAAAGAGAUCUCUCCUACAUCAAAAAUGCCUUCAUCAAUCUCAACAAAUUUGAGCAAAGCGCAUUGAAUCUGUUGAAAAGUCUUGAACGUUACGGGCUUGACGAACAGCUCUCUGAAAGCCUAAAAAAUUAUCCCAGUGAUGAUGCCUCGCAAAAGAGGAUCGAGGAGAAGCUUGGCAUACUAGUUGAAAUCGUCAUGAGGUUGAAGCUCCAGAUUCCAUCUCUCCACAAGAUAUCUUCCAUGAGUUCGGAGAUCGGUCGUCACUUGCGGAUGGCCUCAGGGAAUGAUGCCCACCACUUCAUUGCCAAAUUGUCUAAGUUGCAUUCAAGUCCAACUUUUAAAGAUAAUCCACACUUCAAAGAUUUUCGGGUGAUUUAUAAUAGUCUUGAUGUUACUAAGAAACUAUGUUUGUUGUGCUUUGCUGCUUUUCCUGCUAAUGAAGUCGUGAACAAGAGGCUUUUGGUUUAUUGGUGGCACGGAGAAGGUUUCGUGGAGCCUCCGGUUGAUGGGGAAAAGACGAUCAUGGAUGUCGCUGAUGAGAUAUUCCUUGAGUUAGAGAAGAAGGGCUGCAUCGAACCCAUUAAGACGAAACGCGGUAAGUUGUCCCCAGAUGGCUACAGGAUGCACCUUGUGAUUCAUUGUUCGGUGUCUGUGCUUGCUAAAGAAGCCCGGUUCUUCGAUUUCGAUAACGGAAGUCCUACUCCCACUGUAAACUUUGCCACGUCUUACAGAGCUUCUCUGGAUGAGGGACAGGGGAAGCCAAAAUUGGAUUCGGAGCAUGUAAAUCUGCGGACUAUAUUCAAUCUUAAUCAGCCAUAUCCUGAUUUCGAAUUGGAGUGGUUCUCAAAGCUGAGGAAUGUCAAGGUUCUUUCUCUGGGUAGGUGGCAGGAUACGGCAAAGAAACAUAUUGAAGUAGAGGGUGUUGAAUUCUUAAAAGGGUUGAGUAGUAUGAAACAUUUAAGGUUUUUCAGCCUUCAAGGCAUCUCAACGAUUGCAAAGCUCCCUGAUGCCAUAUGCACGCUAAGUAGUUUGAGGAUUUUGGAUCUUCGAGCAUGUCACAAUCUAGAGGUACUUCCAGAUGGGAUAGGUUCACUCAAGAAGCUGACACAUUUGGAUAUAUCCAAAUGUUACUUGCUAGAUUACAUGCCCAAGGGGAUUGCUAUGCUCUCUGAACUCCAAGUCCUUAAAGGGUUUGUAAUUGGUGACGACAAAGAAGGACGAUCAUGCCCUUUCAAUGAUUUGUCAUCAUUGCUGAAGCUGAAGAAGUUGAGCAUCAACACAAGCAGACAGAAUUUCCCCAGUAAGGAAGAGCUAAAUACUCUCCGAAGUUUUGGAAUGCUUCAAAAUCUGACAAUAGCAUGGGGAGGGAUAUCCUUCUCCACCCACCAGUUGGGAACUGCAAACGACGCCAGAGUCAAGAAGAAUCGAGGUAUCAGUAAAACUCCAACUAAAGCCCUGACUAAGUUAACGUCGACUUUAACAAGAUCAACAAUGUCGUCUACCAAGACUAAGGAACCUUUUAAGGAGCUAAGGAAACUGGACCUUCAGUGUUACCCUCUGCGGGAAGCACCCAAUUGGUUGAUCCCACGUGAACUCAAAAGCCUGAAGAAACUCUACAUUCGAGGAGGGGAACUGCAAGAUCUGCCAGUGCAAGAAAUUAGUUGGGAGAGCGUUCAGAUAUUACGCUUGAAGUUCUUGAGGAACUUGAGGAUGGAUUGGAUACAACUUAAGGAGUCAUUUCCUGAGUUGACUCACUUGGAGAAAGUCAAAUGCCCUAAGCUCACCUUCUUUCCAUGCGAUGAGGGUGGGAUAUGGGUAUCAGAUCGGUCGAGUGUAUAGCAUGAUGAAUUCAGGCAAUUCAUGUUUACUACAUCUCAAGCAUACGGCCAAUGCUUUUUACUACGAAUUUCGUUCUAUUCUGUUAUAUAACAUAUCAUUUUAAAUUUGUAAUUAUUUUUCAUGUUUGGAAGAUAAUUAAUUUUGCUGUAUGUGUGAAAUAAAUUGCUAAAGAUUGGCCCAAUUACGUGUGAAGAUUCUUGCUCUAUCAA